AUGUCGCACCAUACAGUGACAUCUGUAUCGAAGGUAUACACCGACGUGCUAGCCUCAAAACCUCAAUCGUACUGGGACUACGAAAACACAAACAUCAAGUGGGAACUGCAGGACAACUAUGAGAUUAUAAAGAAAUUAGGUAGAGGGAAAUAUUCUGAAGUAUUUUUAGGAGUUGAACUUUCAAAUGCUCAAAAAUGUGUAAUCAAAGUCUUAAAGCCAGUUAAGAGGAAGAAGAUUAAGAGAGAAAUCUCAAUUUUGAAGAAUUUAGUGGGGGGUCCAAAUAUUAUUGGAUUAUUGGAUAUUGUUCGUGAACCUCAACUGAAAACUCCAGGUUUAAUUUUUGAACAUGUUAAUAAUAUAGAUUUCCGUACCUUAUAUCCUACAUUCAAUGAUAUGGAUAUUAGAUUUUAUAUGCAUGAGUUAUUGAAAGCAUUAGAUUAUUCACAUUCAAUGGGGAUCAUGCAUCGUGAUGUGAAACCACAUAAUGUGAUGAUUGAUCAUGAAUUUAAGGUAUUGCGUCUCAUUGAUUGGGGGCUUGCCGAAUAUUACCAUCCUGGUACUGAAUAUAAUGUGAGAGUUGCCUCUCGUUAUUUUAAAGGUCCUGAAUUAUUGGUUGAUUUCCGCUUGUACGAUUAUUCAUUAGAUUUAUGGUCAUAUGGUUGUAUGUUGGCUUCAAUGGUGUUCAAGAAGGAACCAUUUUUCCAUGGAAAGUCGAAUACUGAUCAAUUGGUUCAAAUUGUAAGAGUUUUGGGAUCUGAUGAUCUUCACAAAUACUUGCAAAAGUACGAAUUAACUCUCAGUGAGGAGUAUGAAGAUUUAGGAUAUUAUAACCGUAGACCUUGGAAAAGAUUCAUUAAUGAAAACAAUCAACAUUUAGUUUCCGAUGAGUUUUUGGACUUUAUUGAUAAGUUAUUGAAAUAUGAUCACCAAGAAAGAUUAACUGCAAAGGAAGCUAUGGAUCAUCCAUACUUUGAUCCUAUUAGAGAAGUGAAGAAAUAG
Molecule: messenger RNA, 999 nt
Organism: [Candida] anglica
Lineage: Eukaryota; Fungi; Ascomycota; Pichiomycetes; Serinales; Debaryomycetaceae
Source: the annotation of a GenBank genome assembly